AGCUGAAUAGUAUUCUGAUGUGAAGUCAACACGAUCACACAACGAAGUCAACACGACGAUUCGGAAGAACUGUUAGUUUAUUGCUUGAUCGCUAUCGCAGUAAAUUGGACUAUUUAUGUUACUGGUGAGAAACUUUACUCAAGUUUAACGUUAUCCCUUACAUCGGUGUGUAUGUGAGAGCAUCAAAGGUGAUCUAAGUGAUUGCUAAGAACUGUUGCAUCGAUUGAGAGUGACGGAGCCACUGAGGAGGAAUCCAGAUAGCGCUCCUAAUCGCCGAGUGGUUAGGAGUUCCUCUGGCGUCGCGGGAACAUCACAGAGCUUCCUAAAUGAUGAUGGUUUCAUGUGGAUCGAUCUGACGGGUGACGGGAAUCGUUAACCCUUGCCAUUUACAUUCAGGUACCCUUUGUUUAUUUUAUUUGAGCUCUUAUUGAGUGAAGCGGCCAUUUUACGUUUCAUUCGGCCUCAACGCACACAAGCAACGUUUCAGGCCUGCAACGGGGGGGUGUGUGUGCGUGCGUGUGUGUGUGUGUGUGGGCCCACAAUAAGUUGUUUAUUUUGAAUUAGUGGAAGAUAUAACGGUUUCAUACUCUGUGAUUCAUUGGGUAUAUUAAUCAAGGGUUACAGCUUAUAUUCUUGACUGAAACUGAAGUUCAUUUACAUAGGCCUACUUUAUUUAUGUACUGAGUUUACAUAGCUAUACCAGAAUUUCAGUGGUAUGUUGAUUUACACUUAGUGAAAACAAAUUUGUACUUUGUGUAUAAUUUGAGUUAAUUUAAAGGAGAAUCAUUAGCCUUAUUUCGAUGGAAGUUUAAAAGGUUAACCCUUUAAGUGCCUAUUGUUGUGUAUAGAAGAGUAAAUUAAACACUGCAUUUGAAAAUUGUAAUUUAUUCAGAAGUUGGUUGAAUUCAUAUUUAAUUUGAUUUGAUUUUUGUUAAUUAUUUCUGUUUAUUUUUUCCCUUUUAAAUAAAUCCAUUGUAUAUUUCAGUUAUAGUGUGGUCACUUUAAUGGAGCAGAUAGGUAGCUGUGGUUGAUUGAUAGUAGUUUUGCAGAGAUCUAAGUUGCACUUUGCAAGAGGUGGUGUGGAACCAAGGGUCACAGAUUGAUUGUAAUAUCAUGUCGAUUGGCAAAUAAACGAAUCUGGGUUCAAGCGUCCAGCAUUCCGAAGGAUAGAUACAUCUAGGACAGCAGGGGGCGCUUCAUAAAGUGGGGGCUCGUCCGGGAUUGAUCCUUGUUCAGUAUACUGCCUGAAAAUCAGUAAAUUGCUAAGAGAGUAUUGCUUGCAGAAAAGUUUAGUUUAUGUGGAUCAGGCAAUUAUGGAUGUUGAUUACUCUGUCUUACAAGCUGAACUUGACAAUUGGUGUCAGAAAGCAAUAAUUGAUCAGAAACAUGAUGUGCUACUGUUGGGAGUGCCUGCGGAUGUGGAGGGGCCACUCAUUGAGGAAACUAUGCAAACAGUCAAAGCUUUGGGAAGAGUGAGAGUCAGGGAUUGUAAAGAAGGGCCUACUCCAGGGUUUUUACUUGUGCUAUGUAAGUGUAAAGAAGUGGUUGAUCCUUCUCGCGUGCCUGAAGAAGUGAUACCUGAAGGGGGUGGGGCACCUUGGAAGAUGAUUGUAGCGAAAAGUGCUGAGGCCGCGCCUGCUGGGUUUGCUGAGAAACUAUCAAAGCUGUUAACACAAGAAGGAAAGUCUUUCACUGAUCUUCAAGCUAUGUUUUCGACGCCCAGCUCUAAUGCAGGUUCUCCAGAAGCAAUAAUCCGUGCGGUGGGUGAAUUGCUCAAAAAAACCUCAAAACCUGUCAGUGAUGGAGGUGCAUACCGACGUUUGAGGAUCUUUUCAGGUACUGUUCCUACUCCAACAGGGGAAGAGGCCUUGGAGAGUUGGAUGGAUCAAGCUAGAAUGAUGAUCGUGGAGUGUGAAUGCUCAGACAAAGAGAAGCGCCGACGUAUCAUUGAGAGCUUGAAGGGUUCAGCCCUGGAUGUUGUGAAGGCUAUAAGAUUUUCAAGCCCAGAUGCAACUUCUCUUCAGUAUCUCGAGGCUUUGGAGGGAGCUUUUGGAACUCCUGAAUCAGGAGAAGACUUAUAUUUUGCUUUCAGAUUACUGAGGCAGAAUCCUGGUGAAGCUCUUUCUGAUUUCUUGAAGAGAAUGGAGAAAUCUCUGACCAAAGUAGCACAAAAAGGUGGGUUACCCUGGAAGAAUUUGGACCAAACAAGAGUUGAGCAGCUAAUUCGGGGAGCUGUUGAAUCUGACUUGUUGUUGCUCCAGCUGAGAUUGAGGGAGAGACGAGAAAAGCCACCUACUUUUCUAACUCUUCUGAAUGAGAUAAGGGAGGCUGAAGAAAGCGAAGCUGCCAGACAUAGUCUGGGUUUCACUGUAAAGCCAGUUCCCCGGCCACGAGAGAGACAGAGUAGUUCGGCUGUAGUGAGAGAAUUGAAAGCUGAGAUUGAAGAGCUGCGGACAAAAGUGGCAGAAGGACCUUCUAAAGUAAUUGUGCCAGAGGUGAUGUUGGAGUCAAAGCCCAUACCAAGUAGGAGAGGGGGUGACACAUCAGUGGAUCCAGAAGUACACUCACUAAAGAAGCAGGUGCAAAGACUAGAAGAGCAGUUAGCUUCACUGAGUGUUAGGCAUUUGCCACAGACGACAAGAGAUCCACGAUCACUGGAGGAAGCUGAUACUUCUGUGAAACCUAGAUUUGAAAAGGCUAAAGAAGAUUACUUCUGUUACAAAUGUGGGGAAGAUGGCCACAUUGCUCCGAAAUGCAAAGCUCCUGAGAAUUACUGUCUGGUGAUACAGAAGCUUGUGCGAUCAUUACGGAAGGCUAGAAACGAAAGAACGGAUCAGAGUAAUAUUAAACACACCAGUGAUAAAGCCAGCUUUUCCCGCAAAAGCCAGACAGUUGUGGUUGAGAAAAGUAGUCUUCCUGUAGGGUUGGUGGGUCCAGCUCUGACGAUCACUAUGAAGAUCAAUGGUCAGCCCUGUGGAGCCUUACUAGAUAGUGGAUCGCAGGUCACUAUCAUCUUUGAGCCAUGGUACUCUGAAAACCUGUCAUCAGUACUCAUUCAGCCUCUGUCUGGUUUGUCUAUUUGGGGCCUUAGCACAGCUAGUUAUCCCUACAAGGGAUAUGUCUUGGUGGAUGUUUCUUUCCCUGCUUCUGUCAUGGGCGUGGAAGAGACUGUUUCCAUUCUUCCAUUGGUUUGUCCAGAGCCUGAAGGGCCUAAACAAGUGCCUGUGAUCAUUGGGACAAAUGCAAGUUUUUUCCAACGUCUGAUUGGACUUGGCACAAUGGUCAUAAGACAGAGGAAGCACACACAUUAAGGAUUCA
This is a messenger RNA of Carassius carassius (crucian carp), 3318 nucleotides long. Its product is annotated as paraneoplastic antigen Ma1 homolog. Lineage: Eukaryota; Metazoa; Chordata; Actinopteri; Cypriniformes; Cyprinidae. Gene Ontology annotation, molecular function: zinc ion binding; nucleic acid binding; aspartic-type endopeptidase activity. Gene Ontology annotation, biological process: proteolysis. Bases 1314 to 3311 code for a protein of 665 amino acids. The transcript has a single exon. The record is from RefSeq and is a predicted model, not a curated record.